Didymosphaeria variabile is the source of this 1758-nucleotide messenger RNA. RefSeq lists its product as uncharacterized. Gene Ontology annotation, cellular component: pericentric heterochromatin. The transcript has 2 exons. Gene Ontology annotation, biological process: chromatin organization; negative regulation of transcription by RNA polymerase II. Gene Ontology annotation, molecular function: chromatin binding. Bases 1 to 1758 code for a protein of 585 amino acids. NCBI's taxonomy places the organism in Eukaryota, Fungi, Ascomycota, Dothideomycetes, Pleosporales, Didymosphaeriaceae. The record is from RefSeq and is a predicted model, not a curated record.
AUGGGCCCCAAAGUCCGCAGAGCCGAGCAGAAGCUCGACGACGAGCUCGCACAUCACAUCGCCACGGAUUGGGCGGAUUUCCGCCGGUUUGCACCCAAGAAGGAAAUCGCCUUGCCCGAGGCUGUUUUCCGCUUCAGCGAGGGGCCUUUUUGGGGCUGGACAAUCUCAAGUGUUCCGGCUUGGUAUCUGGACUUCCUCUGCUCCGGCGGUGAGAGCUUCCUGCUCUGGAAGGACGAAGCUCUUUCCACCGCACUUUCCAAGAUGGGAUACCGCAAGUACGAAUACACCAUCUACAAACCUGAACCUGAGAUCUACGACGAGCUGUUCCGCUUGCCCCAAGAGCCGCCGGUCAUCACCCGAAGCCUACCCAAGCAAUGUCCCAUUGCGAACGCGGAAUCUACAAUCCUCAGUCGCAGACAAAUAGAAGGGACUUCGCGCUAUUAUUACAACGUCCGCAUUAUUUACUACGACAAUGAAGCCACGAGCGAGCGCAAUUCCACCGAGCCCCGCGAAGAAGUUGCGCAGAUCGAGAUGAGCCAAAUAUUGAAAUAUGUGUCACGCCGCGAGCUGGAGCGCUUUGAACAGGAGGACUACAGACAACAGGCGGAGGCGGAGGAAAUUGCCAGACGGGCAGAGGCGGAAGAAGCUGCGAAGCGGAGACUGGCGAGGAAUGCUAAAGCGCGCGGGAUAGGGCGAGGCGCUUCAGCGUUGACCGGGCUGGGACCGGAGAACGGCGACGCAUCGAUUCGAACAAGAGGACGACCAAGAGGUAGAGGGAGGGGUCGAGGUAGAGGGCGAGGAUGGACAAGCAGUCGUGGUGGCCUUGCUUCUGCAGCAGAGCGUAUGGUUGAAACCGGGGAUCUGAGAAGUGGUCUUUUGGAGCAGGAAAUAGGAGAUUCUGCGAUCUUAGACACAUCAGAAGACGAGGAGGAUGAGGACGAGAUCAACCUUACCUCCAGCCACCCCUCGCCGAACCUUGCUGUCAGCUCGUUUAUCGCAAAGAGUGCGCUGGCGCUCUCGCCAGUCGCAGCGCACCGGCGUCUGUUCAAGACGAUGCCCAUACAUGGGCAUUCCGUCCACGAUGAGCACCAAUUGUAUGACGAAGAUGCCGAAGAAGAUACGCGGUCAAUGUCGAGCGCUGCAGCACAAUUGCAGUUUGAACGAGAUAUCUACGGGAAGCAAUUACACAGUGAUGAUGAGAUAGCCGAAACCGAGGAGGACGAUCGGAUGGAUAAUAUGGACCGGCAUCGUACAAAACGGCGGAGGACGGAGAGCACAACGUCUACAUCAGCGGUAUCCGUGGCUCCCAGGACACAACGAUCUUUCGCACACACGUCCCUCCCGAAAUCCCGCCUCGCCGAGACUGUGGAGUACUCGUCCGACGAUGACGCUAUCUACGAACACCCGAUGCUUUCGCAACUGCCCGCACACGAACGCCGCAAUAUCCAAGUCGAGGAUGUCGAUUCUGAACCGCUUGACAGCUAUAGUUACAGCCAUGGCUUCGAUGAGGAUGACCAGGAUAUGGCUGAGAAUACUGGGAAAGAUGCGGGCGAGGACGCAGGUGAGGAGGAGUACAUCGUGGAAGACAUACUGUCCCACGUGUACGAGGAUGGCAAGAAAUUUUACCUGGUCAAAUGGGAAGGCUACGAGGACAGCAGCGAUUGGCUUCCGGAAGAAGAUCUCAUGGGCGCGAUCGAGCUCGUAAAUGAGUACAACGCGAGAACUCGGAAGAAGAAGGGGAAGCAGGCAGUACGCUGA